UCCAGUUGGACAGUGGGCGAAGCUACUACCAUGGCAAAGCUUCUCAUCUCCAACACUGCCUCUCUCACUCUCUCUCCUCCCUCCUCCUCCUCCUCCUCACGUGCCUUAUUCAAGCCUCCUCACGUGCCCCCUGUUCGGUUUCUCCUCGCCGGGAAACCCACCAGCAACCGCGGCGUCAGGGUGGUGACUACCCGAGCAGGCCCCACCACGCAGCAGUACCUUUUCGCUUUCUUCCUGCCGCUCUCCCUGGUCGCCUUCACCGUCUUCACCUCCAUCCGAAUCGCCGACAAGCUCGACCGCGACUACCUCGAAGAGGUAGCCAUUAACCAAGCUAUUAGGGAAACUGAUGAGGAUGAUGAAGAAGACGACAUGUCUCCGGAAGAAAAACCUGCCCUCCCACGAACUCGUAAUCGUCCCAAAAGGGAAGUCUAGAUUUUCCUGUCAUCUAUAGAUUAGCCUGUGGCGCGUUCGUUGUGAUGUUAUGAUUGCAAAAUGGGAAUAGAGGAACCUUGUAGACUUGUAGCUCGAUCUCCGGCCAGUUACCUUAUUUUGACAGUUUUGUAGAUUCGAAGUUGCAUGUAUUGUGUCUGUUGUUUGUAUGUAAAAAGGAGUAUGGAAAGAAAAUACAUCAAUCUUACAAUAUUUUCCUA
Argentina anserina (silverweed cinquefoil) is the source of this 650-nucleotide messenger RNA. RefSeq lists its product as uncharacterized. The coding region runs from base 31 to 432 and encodes 133 amino acids. The transcript has 2 exons. The record is from RefSeq and is a predicted model, not a curated record. Lineage: Eukaryota; Viridiplantae; Streptophyta; Magnoliopsida; Rosales; Rosaceae.